Messenger RNA from Hymenoscyphus albidus, 1513 nucleotides. NCBI's taxonomy places the organism in Eukaryota, Fungi, Ascomycota, Leotiomycetes, Helotiales, Helotiaceae. The record is from the annotation of a GenBank genome assembly.
AUGCCUACACCUCCUAACCCAGAGCAGGAUGGACCAUUUGGAGACGCUGCACCAGAAAUCCUAGACGACCGCAUCUGGGUGGACGGUUGCUGGGAUUUCUUCCACCAUGGUAGGUCUUUGAAUCCUUCAAGGACGCCAUGCCCGAACCUCACACUAACUUCUCUUCCAGGACAUGCCGGGGCGAUGCUUCAAGCUCGACAACUGGGUACCGAGCUCGUAGUCGGUAUCCAUUCUGACAAGGCCAUUCUCGAGAACAAGGGACCAACAGUCAUGACACUAGAAGAACGGUAAAACACAAGACGUGGAUCUGGUGCUUGCUUUCCGCUGAUUCCUCUUUAAGAAUCUCUGCUGUGGAUGCCUGUCGAUGGGUCACACAGUCUGUUGCGUACGCCCCAUAUGUUACCUCUCUUCCUUGGAUUUCCCAUUACGGUUGCAAAUACGUGGUACAUGGAGACGACAUCACAUCAGAUAGUAGUGGGGAGGAUUGCUACAGAUAUGUAAAGGCUGCAGGUCGAUUCAAGGUGGUGAAGCGAACACCAAGUAUCUCGACAACGGAUCUUGUUGGCAGAAUGUUGCUUUGCACUCGUACACACUUUAUCAAGUCCUUUACAAAACUCCUUUCCGGACAAGAAGGUUCUGGCACCGAGGAAGAGAGAAAAAAGGAGGGCGUUGCCAUGACGGAAAGAAUCCAACAAUACGCUACAGAUAAUACCGGACAAAAUCCCGGAUCGAGCGUUUGGUUUUGGACGGCUUCUAUGGCAGCGCGAGAGGAUCAUACGGAAGAAGAGAAGGGCGCGUUCAGUCGAUUGUGUGAGGGUGCUCAGCCUAAGCCAGGUCAACGGGUCGUAUACGUUGAUGGUGGCUUUGACCUCUUCUCCUCUGGUCAUAUUGAGUUCCUCCGACGCGUGAUAAAGGAGGAAGAGAGGAUCGGUGCAGAAGAGGGAUGGUAUCUUGAAGAAGCAGUCCAAGAGAGAACAGGGAGAGGCUCCGAUUAUGGACCAGUAUUUGUUAUUGCUGGGGUCCAUGAUGACGAAGUGAUCAAUCAUUGGAAAGGCGUAAACUAUCCCAUCAUGAACAUUUACGAGCGGGGCCUAUGCUUACUGCAAUGCAAGGCAAGUGAGAAAGGUUCCACACGAUACAAUCGUUGGCUAACUAUACUUAGUACAUCAACUCUGUCAUCUUCGGGGCGCCCUUCACACCAACAAGGGCGUACCUCACGUCGACUCCGUGGGGAACUCCAGAUGCUGUUUAUCACGGACCAACUAGUUUUAUGCCUCUGACAUACGAUCCUUAUACAGCGCCUAAAGAGAUGGGCAUUUACAAGGAGAUUGGAUUACAUGACUACGCUGGAGUCAAUGCUGGACAAAUUGUUCAGCGAAUUAUGAAGAGUCGGGACAUGUAUGAAGAGAGACAGCGGGUGAAGGGCGUCAAGGGGAUUGGUGAGGAAGCUCAAUUGAGAAGAGAAAAGAUGGAGGCAGAACAGAACUUGAAGGAGAGUAAGAGCGCUGCAUGA